This is a messenger RNA of Pneumocystis jirovecii RU7, 1521 nucleotides long. RefSeq names its product delta(24(24(1)))-sterol reductase. The transcript is spliced from 5 exons. The coding region runs from base 1 to 1521 and encodes 506 amino acids. Gene Ontology annotation, cellular component: endoplasmic reticulum membrane. Gene Ontology annotation, biological process: ergosterol biosynthetic process. The record is from RefSeq and is a predicted model, not a curated record. Gene Ontology annotation, molecular function: Delta24(24-1) sterol reductase activity. NCBI's taxonomy places the organism in Eukaryota, Fungi, Ascomycota, Pneumocystomycetes, Pneumocystales, Pneumocystaceae.
AUGGUUGAAACACGCUCACAAAGCGCAAAAACACCAGUAAAGACGCGCUCAUCAACAGCUUUGCGUCAGCAAAGUCCAAAAACUUCACGGUCAAGGCGGCCCUUUAAAGUAGAUAUAGAAACACAGCGUGUAACACGGUCUACAUCUCGUGCACGCCAGCGUAGUUUAGAAAUGGAUAUGUUUCAGUAUUAUGAGUUUGGAGGACCAAUAGGAGUGGCAUUUAUAAUGCUUUUUUUCCCAUGUUUAAUGUAUUAUAUGUGGAUUUGUUCUGCGUUUUACGACAGUCAAUUAGUAUGGCGAACAAAGGGAGAAUCAUACUGGGGUUUUUUGUGUCGAAUGGUAGGACAUGUUGUAGAAGGGGCGUUUCCUCAUGUUCGUGCAUGGAUUAUAUAUUGGGCUUUUUUGCUGGUGCAAGCACUCUUGGCAGUGACGUUACCAGGGGUAUAUUCGAAGGGGUUGCCGUUAUCACAUAGGAAUCAGGAAAGAUUAACGUAUUUUUGUAAUGCGGCAUGGUCUUUUUAUGCUUCACUUAUAGGAAUGGUUGUACUUCAUGUUUCGGGUAUAUUUGAUAUGUAUACGUUGGUGACGGAGUUUGGACCGCUUUUAUCUGUUUCUAUAUUAUCAGGAAUUCUCGUUUCUAUUGUUGCUUAUUUUUAUGGGGUUUUUGUUGGAAAUCAGCAUCGCAUGUCGGGCUGUUUUGUUUAUGAUUUGUUUAUGGGUGCUGUUCUUAACCCACGCAUAGGCAAAUAUCUUGAUCUUAAGAUGUUUUUUGAAGUUCGUAUACCCUGGUUCAUCCUUUUUUUUAUUUCUCUUGCAGUUGGUGUGAAGCAAUAUGAGGUUUAUGGAUAUAUUUCUCCACAGGUUUGUUUUGUUAUUUUUGCUCAUUAUUUGUAUGCGAAUGCGUGUGCAAAAGGUGAGGAAUUGAUUGUUAUAACAUGGGAUAUGGCUUAUGAGAAAUGGGGAUUCAUGCUUAUUUUUUGGAAUAUGGCAGGGGUUCCAUUUACCUAUUGUCAUUGUACUUUGUUUUUGGCAAAUCAUUCUCCUUAUAUGUAUCAAUGGUCUACGGCUUAUAAUAUUUUUUGCUUUGUUACUUUGCUGUGUUCCUAUUAUGUUUUUGAUACUUGUAAUAGUCAAAAAAAUCGUUUCCGUCAGCAGCAACAGGGUGAGCUAUUGUUGCGUAAGACGUUUCCUCAGUUACCUUGGCAAACACUAGAAAACCCUACUUAUAUUAAAUGUGCGAAUGGGGGCACACUGUUGACAUCAGGCUGGUAUCGGUUUGCUAGAAAAAUUCACUAUACUGCUGAUUUUAUUCAAGCACUUUCAUGGGGCCUGAUUACUGGAUUUUCAAGUCCUUUACCGUACUUUUAUCCUGUUUUCUUCUUUAUUGUCUUGAUUCAUCGUGUUUCGCGGGAUUUACAUCGUUGUAAGGCUAAGUACGGCAAAGACUGGGAUGAGUAUUGUCGGCAAUGUCCUUACAUAUUCAUUCCUGUAGGCUUUGUAUCCCUUAUUGAUUAUUACUGA